Molecule: messenger RNA, 2554 nt
Organism: Brassica napus (rape)
Lineage: Eukaryota; Viridiplantae; Streptophyta; Magnoliopsida; Brassicales; Brassicaceae
Product: protein PSK SIMULATOR 3-like
Exons: 13
Coding region: 483-2399 (638 amino acids)
Biological process (GO): positive regulation of growth
Source: RefSeq, a predicted model, not a curated record
UUUGUAAUAAUACUGAAGUAUUUGACCGACCAAUCCAUAACCGCUUGUGACUGUUUUUUUUCUUUCUUCUUAAAAAACUUUUGAGAUUAAAAAAGAAAAAGUUGAAGACUUUUAUUGGUCUCGUUAUUUCGUUUUUGGGGUUUGGAGGGAUGCCAACAUGGUGGUGGUCCAAUCCCCUUUCGAUUUGUUGUUGUUGUUGUUGAAUCCCUUUUUGUCUUUUGAGAUUUCCUUCCUUUCGUUCAUACCACUCUCCUUGACUUUCUUCUUCCCUUUUUAACAUUGAUUCUCGUGUUCCCUCUUACUUGCUUUGUCUUUUCACUCUUCUCUCUGUCGUGAAUCCUAAGCUCUAGUCUCGUCUUCUGGGUUAUUAGUUACCCUCGCUAGUUUUGGAUCAAAGUCUCUCAACUCCUCAGUGGCAUGAUCUUCUCGAACACUUUAUCUUGAGGUCUUUUGGAGUAUAUAUAUAUAUUUAAAAAAAAGUUAUGGGGAGUUUUUGCUCCAAGAGCCUAGGAAUCAAUAUUGGCAGUGAGUAUUCAGGUUCAAGUGUAGCUGAUGAUGUUUCACCUAGGCAAGGUCCUGGUACGAGGCAGUGUAUGGUUAAAGACGAUAAGGAACAAAGCCAGUUGAAAGAUGUAUUCUCUUUCCGCGAAAAGGAAGGAGUUGAAGAAGAUCAUUUAUACGAUGGGAUUCCGAGGUUACCUCCACCGCAGAAACCUCGGUCUACAAGAUAUACUCAAACCGCUGUUUCAAAGGUUACAGAGGCGAGCAUGCUUCUAGGCAAAGCGGGGUUAGGUAAAGCCAAAGAUGUUUUGGAUACACUUGGGAGUAGCAUGACGGAUCUAAGCAGCGGUGGAUUUGCUUCUGGAGUUGCAACUAAAGGGGAAGAACUUGAGAUCUUAGCCUUUGAAGUAGCGAACACUAUCGUCAAGAGCUCAAAUCUCAUUGAAUCACUUUCUAAGGAGAACAUCACGCAUUUGAAAGAAACUGUACUAUACUCCCAGGGUGUUCAGAAUCUUGUCUCGAAUGAUUUUGAUGAGCUCCUCAGACUUGUUGCUGCUGAUAAGAGGCAGGAGCUGGAAGUUUUCUUGGGAGAAGUGGUUCGGUUUGGUAACCGAUCUAAAGACUUUCAGUGGCAUAAUUUACAGCGCUACUUCGACAGGAUCAGCAAAGAACUAACCCCUCAAAGACAGUUGAAUGAAGACGCUGUGUUAGUUGUUAAACAACUGAUGGUUCUAGUGCAGUAUACAGCUGAACUAUACCAAGAACUCCAAGUAUUGGAUCGGUUGCAGAAAGACUAUGACCAAAAGCGCCGAGAAGAAGAGAACUCAGCUGGUAGCAGUAAAGGUGACGGUCUUGCAAUUUUAAAAACAGAACUUAAAUCUCAGAAAAAGGUAGUAAAAAGCUUAAAGAAAAAGUCCUUGUGGUGCAGAGGUUUUGAAGAGGUGAUGGAGAAACUUGUAGACAUUGUACAUUUCUUGUUGCUAGAGAUUCAUAAUAUCUUCGGUGAUUCUGAUGAUAAACCAUUGAAGAAAGGAGCUGCAGAUUCUGAUAAAAGAUUGGGGCCUGCUGGUCUUGCGUUACAUUAUGCAAAUAUGAUUGUGCAGAUUGAUACACUUGUCGCCCGUUCAAGCUCUAUAACUUCAAAUGCAAGAGAUUCUCUGUACCAAAGCUUGCCACCUACUAUAAAACUAGCUCUUCGUUCCAAAAUAAAAUCUUUCAAAGUCGAUAAGGAGCUUUCGGUUACACAAAUUAAGGAUGAGAUGGAGAGGACACUGCAUUGGCUUGUCCCUAUUGCAGCCAACACAACCAAAGCUCAUCAUGGUUUCGGUUGGGUUGGAGAGUGGGGAAGUGCAGGGACUGACUUCACGAGUAAGCCUAGUGGUGGAGAUACACUAAGGAUCGAGACACUCUAUCACGCUAGCAAAGAAAAGACAGAGAACUACAUUCUCGGACAGAUCAUUUGGUUACAGCAUUUGGUUACAAAAGCAAAGAGCGACGCUCAAGGAGCUUCUAGACUUUCUUCUAUCAAAUCCUCGUUUAAUAGUACGAACCAGCAGUUGAUAUCUGAACCACUCGGUGACCCAUUAGUAACAGCUGAGGAGCAAAAGAUGUUACAUGAUGUGAUCAAAAGAAAGAAGACUCCAUGCGUUAGCAAGAGUCAAGACUUUGAUUCUGAGCACUACUCGCGGGUGAGGAAGUGUGACCCUUUGAGCAAAAGCAGUGAGUAUUUUCGUGGAGUGAGGAGAAGCAAAUCAGCUGCUGCUAUGAAGAGGUUUUCUUCUGGUUUUUCACUUGUUGAUUUUGUUAUCGACAAGGAGAAAGCAUUGGAUGUGAUUGAUCGUGUCGAUGUGCCGAGAGAUUAUAGAGCAUUGUUGAAAGAAGGUAGCUUGAGCUUCUAGUGGAGAGUGGUGUUUUAGUGGACUCAUAUAUGCUUAGUUGUAUAUAAGAUAAAGGCUAUGGAAGAAGCUGUUACGUGACAACAUGUUAGAUCAUAUACAAUUAUACACUUUUCAGAAAACUAGUAUCACAGUGCCUAAGAUGGUUUCAAAUACAA